Molecule: messenger RNA, 1083 nt
Organism: Rosa chinensis
Lineage: Eukaryota; Viridiplantae; Streptophyta; Magnoliopsida; Rosales; Rosaceae
Product: 1-aminocyclopropane-1-carboxylate oxidase homolog 1
Exons: 2
Coding region: 1-1083 (360 amino acids)
Source: RefSeq, a predicted model, not a curated record
AUGGCAUCCGAUAAUUCUAGCAACAAUGACCUUCUUCUCCAGCAGCUGAAGGCCUUUGACGAAUCCAAAGCUGGUAUAAAAGGACUCGUGGAUGCCGGAAUCACAAAAGUCCCACAGAUUUGCAUCAUACCACCGAAGGAUCGCGCCAGCCAGGAACCAAGUGCUGGAAAUAUCCCUGUCAUUGACCUCAGUGACAUUAUUGUGAAGCGUGAUGAGGUGGUUGAACAAGUCCGGCAGGCUGCAGGGGCUGUAGGGUUUUUCCAGGUGGUGAACCAUGGGAUACCGAAUGAGUUAAUGGACGAAAUGAUAGAGGGGGUGCGUGGAUUUCACUACCUACCAAAGGAGGAGAAGGCUGAAUACUAUACUAGAGAACUCCUGAGGAAUGUGAAGUACUUCAGUAGCUUCAAUUUAUAUGAGUCAAGAUAUGCUUCUUGGAAGGACACCAUGUUUAGUGAAAUGGCGAAUCUUGAUCCUCAAGAAUUGCCACUGGUUUUAAGGGAUAUAAGUUUACGGUACUAUAACCAAGCUUACAAGUUAGCUAUUACUUUGUUUGAACUGCUAUCCGAGGCACUAGGGCUCAAAUCUAACCACCUUGUAGAGUUGGGUGGUCUGAAAGGGUGUCUUCUAGCCACUCACUUCUAUCCACCAUGUCCUGAGCCUGAGCUGACCAUUGGCAAAGUCGCCCACUCGGAUGGUUGUUUUCUCACCAUCCUCCUUCAAGACCAAAUUGGUGGACUCCAGAUUCUAAGUGACGAAAAAUGGAUUGACAUUGCUCCUGUGCCUGGAGCUCUAAUUAUCAAUGUCGGAGAUUUCUUGCAGCUAGUCUCUAAUGACAGGUUCAUAAGUGUCAAACACCGAGUGUUGGCCAAAAAGAAAGGUCCAAGAAUAUCUGUGGGAUGCUUUUUCAGAGAUAUUUCACGGGAAAGUUUGAACAAAGUGUAUGAACCAAUCAAGGAGUUGACGUCUGAUGAUGACAAUCCUCCAAUUUACCGAGGAACGAGUGUAAAAGACUAUGUUGCAGGAUAUUACAGGAAAGGACUCUUCAAUGGCGCAUAUAACGGACUAGAAUAUUUGAAGCUGUGA